This is a messenger RNA of Polyodon spathula (Mississippi paddlefish), 3229 nucleotides long. RefSeq names its product major facilitator superfamily domain-containing protein 4A-like. The coding region runs from base 402 to 1892 and encodes 496 amino acids. The record is from RefSeq and is a predicted model, not a curated record. Lineage: Eukaryota; Metazoa; Chordata; Actinopteri; Acipenseriformes; Polyodontidae. The transcript has 10 exons.
AGCGACGCCGUUGAAAGCAUUAACUAAACUUUCACAAUGUUUACAAGCCGAAAGGGAGGGCGUUACGCAUAACUUCAAUAUAAAAAAUACAGCUUUCCCACUUUUUUUCUACAGUAGUACAAAGCAAACAAAUUGUCCAAGACAGUAACACACCGUUUAGAAACAGAUAGAGCAGUCUCGCCUUGCAGUUUACACUGGGCGUGGCUUUAGCAACCAAGUCAAAAAGCUUGUCUUGGGUUUAAAAAAAAAAAAAAAAAAGAUUGGUCAGGAAAUCCUUAAGAAGACGCAGGCAACAGGGGUGAACAAAUCGAGCUACAAAAAAGGUGUACAAUUAAAAAAACCUGAGAUUUGAUUCUACCUGCCCGGUCUACCUGCCCCCAGCUUUAUUGGCUCCCUGUGCAAUGCUGCUGGACGAGCGGAAUGUCACUCUUCUCAAACAGAACCUGCAGCACACGCUCACUUACUGGAGCGUGUUCUUCAGUUUCGGACUCUGCAUCGCUUUGCUCGGUCCGACCAUCCUGGAUCUGCGGUGCCAGACACAGUCCACCUUGCAGGAGAUCACAUGGGUGUUUUUCUCGCAGCAAUUCUGUCUGCUGAUCGGCAGCGCCGUUGGAGGAAUAUUCAAAAAGACGUUAUUCUGCUCCUUGACUGCUCUCUUUGUCUCCUCUCUGCUCAUCUCGGUAGUCUUUGCCAUCAUCCCGCUGUGCCACAAUGUCCUGCUGCUGGCAGUGGUCAUGGCGGUGGCAGGGCUGGCUAUGGGCGUCAUCGACACCAUCGCCAACAUCCAGCUGGUUAAGCUCUACCAGAAGGACUCGGCCGUCUUCCUGCAGGCUCUGCAUUUCUUCAUUGGCCUGGGCGCCCUGGUGAGCCCCCUCAUUGCGGACCCUUUCCUCUCAGAGACCAACUGCUUGCAGGGCAACAACACCAGCAACGCCACCGAGGUCAUGCACCACAUCCGGCACACGCUGACCAGCCCGUCUGCCAGUAACCUGUCCCAGUACGAGCUGCCCAUGGAGGGAGAGGUGGUCACCCAGGUCUCCUACGCAUUCUGGAUCAUGGCUCUGAUCAACCUGCCUGUGCCCAUUGCCGUGUUCCUGCUGAUGAAGAGGGAGAGCAUGGUACCCUGCUGUAGGAGCUCUAGCCCCCUUCUCCUCACUCGGGAUGAGCUGGCCAUGGAUACACAAGGCAUGGACGCACAGGACCCACCCAGCAAGCACUCCGACAUGGAAGGUCACGGCAGUCUGUUCAGUUGCUGUCGGGGGGAGCAGCUCCAGGACGUGCCCGUGUCUUUCUUUGGAAUCUACAUCUUGGGCGGGCUGGUGCUGUUCAUGACCGAUGGCAUCGUGGGGGAGUACUCUGGCUUUGUGUAUAGCUAUGCAGUAGCCAACCCCAUGAAUAUGGCCCACAAGACGGCUGGCUGUUUGGCCAGUGUGUUUUGGGCGGCCAUCACCGUGGGCAGGCUGGGGGCCAUCCCGCUCUCCUAUCGAUUCAAACCCGCCGGCUUGCUGCUUGUGAACCUGAGUGGGGUGAUUGUCACGGUCUUGCUGCUCCUGAUCUUCUGUAAGAGCACAGCGUUCCUCUUCGUGGGGACCUGGUUCCUGGGCAUGUUCCUUAGCAGCAUCUUCCCCUGCAUGCUGGCCUAUACAGAGGACAUCCUGGAAUACCAAGGCUGUGCUACGACUGUUUUAGUGACCAGUGCUGGAAUGGGGGAAAUGGUCUGUCAAGUAAUGGUUGGAUCGAUCAUUCACAUUAAGGGCAGCUACAGCUUCCUGUUGUCAGGAUUGAUCAUUGGCUGCCUGGGCUUCAUCCUUUUCUUCAUCCAGCUCUUCUUCCACAGAACGUACAAGCAGCAUCUCACAGUGGGGUUCGGAAAAACACACACCGUGGAAUAGGCAGCACCGCAACCAUGAAGGAAAGGAGAGACGCGCAAGAAACUGCACCCGGGGGCAGAGGAUCACAGGACUGCUGAAGCCACAGAGGAGCACUUCUAAAUGCCACAGAGCUUUCUCUACUGGAGCCCCUGCCACUGCUUUCCUGUAAUGUACAGUAUAGAGACAAUCAGAUAUUAGGCUAAUUUAUUGGAGUAUUUGUUGUAUCCUUUUCACAGUGAUAAUGUUUCACCCUGAAUACAUUGUUAUGCAAUUCACUUUUUGACAAAGCUGAGGUGUUCACCCAUAUAUAUGUAUCUAACAUAAAUAAAUUUCUGACAAUGAGGCUGUGACUUAAACAGGUUUACAGAAUAAAAAAUCACAACACAAAAUGUCAACUACUUAUAAUUGCCCCCCCCUCCCCCUCAUAGAUAAGGCAGUGCUUAGAGUUUUCUUGACGGUGUUUGCCAGGUUGAUUUCUCAGGGAUGGAUUCCAAGGCAUGGCUCCCUUCCCACUGUGCUCCAGCUUGUGUAUUUGUUGUAUGCUGUGAGAUUGACAUCCCUUUCCUGAGAGGGUUUCCUCCAGUUGUUUUCAGGGAUUCUGUUUUCUCUGCGUUAGCCAAUCACAGAUGAAGCACCAGCUCUGCUGGCUGCAGCUAGAGUUUCUCUGCUCCAGUCGGACAGGCAGAGACUUCUCUGAGUAAACAGGCUGCAUGAAGGCAGCCCCCUGGUGCACCGAGGGUUAAAGUCAGGGAGGGAGUCCUGGCAGCGGUGGUCCAAACAUAAACCAAAACUCUAAAGAAACCGAAGUAAUCUUCAACCCAUCGAAUGCCAGCAUAAUAGUGGCAACGAUAUUAACUUUUAGUGUAGGUUAUAUAUAAAUACCGUAGCUUCAUACAAAAAGUAACCACCUUAGUUUGUUUACUUAUAGAUUUGGGGGUGAAUUGUGAACAGAGUUUCUUUUUCCUGUAGAUAGAGUUGUACACACGACAUAGUGCUUGUUGCUUCGAGCUCUUCUUUGGUAGCUUCAGAUAUUUUAUUGCUUGCCCUGAGGAAACAAAUGUGUUACUUUUAUAGUGCAGGUCCUAACAGGUCUUGGUUUCCAACUCUCUGUGGAAAAUGCAAAAAAGCUUGGCAGAUAGACAUGUCAGGAGGGUUUAGAGCUGAAUGCGAGAGAAAACACAUCAGCAAACCUAUUGAAAAAUAAAAAUAUAACUAACUGGCCUCAGGAACACAACUAAUAUUUCAUAUCACUCGUUUACACAGAUUAAUAAUUAGUGCUGGGGCGCAAGCAGAGACAAUGAUAAGGGCACAAUUUUGUCAGGCUAAAAAUAUGUAAAUGUAAAAAACUAUUACAAGGA